This is a messenger RNA of Jatropha curcas, 1638 nucleotides long. Its product is annotated as Transducin/WD40 repeat-like superfamily protein. Gene Ontology annotation, molecular function: protein binding. The record is from RefSeq and is a predicted model, not a curated record. Lineage: Eukaryota; Viridiplantae; Streptophyta; Magnoliopsida; Malpighiales; Euphorbiaceae.
AUACUGACGGCCUGUCGUUAAAAGCAGUGAAAUCGAUGCCGCUUUCUUUUCGAUACCAUCCCUUUGCCUGUCAAAACAUUUUCGCAAUUUCGAUCGAUAGAGAAAAUAUUUCAAUAAGUGGCCAUGUCGGAGCCGAGACGCUUGAAAGGUCACAAAGCCACCGCCACGUGCUGUAUUGCCUCACGUGACCGUCCUGGCAUCGUCGCCACCGCCGGCGAGGAUGGCUGCAUCUGCUGGUUCGAUAUGCGAUGCAAAGACGCACAACUUGUUAUGGAGGUUGGACAGCAACCUAUUUCUUCACUUUGUUUCAAGUCAGGGAAUGAAGACAUCAUAUAUGUUUCCUCGGGAAGUGAAGUCAAGUGUUUUGAUGUACAUAUGGCUACUUCUUCAAAGCUGUUGCAAAGUUACAACUAUAACAAGGAGGAAAUUAAUCAGAUUGCUUGCAACUCAAAGGCAGCUUUUCUUGCUUCUACAGAUGAUUAUGGUGAAGUUAAGAUCAUUGACAUUCAUCAGCAUUGUCUUUAUAAGACACUACGAGGUGGCCAUACAAGUAUCUGUAGCAGUGUGCAAUUCAUUCCUUGGAGACCUUGGGAAGUCAUUACUGGAGGUCUUGAUUCAAAGCUUGUCAUGUGGGAUUUUUCCAGAGGGCGUCCACUCAAAAUUGUGGAUUUUGGUUUACCUGACAUGAAGAGUAGCAACACGGCCCAAUGCUUUAAUCCUGCAUUUGUUCAUGCAAUAGCAGUUCCAGAUGCUGAUAUGUUAGAUAAUUCAGGCCAUAUAUGUAUUGCUGGUAGGGGUGAUGGGGUUCUCAAUGUAAUCGACAUUGAAUCAGAGCUUGCUGCCAUUAGGUCAAAAAGUACCAGCAAAGCACGUAAAGGAUCUCAAUCAAUUUCCAAAGAAUAUAUUGCAACUGCAGGCACAGAUGGAAGUAGGUUGCAUUUGGAUUACUCUUUGGGUGGCCAUGUUGCUGCUGUAUCUUGUGUGGCAUUCUCAUUGUUCAGAGAGAGGGGAAAGUUCAUAAUUUCAGGAGGGAAUGACAAAUCGGUAAAGGUAUGGGAUUGCUUCAGAUAUCUUGGUACAGGACAGAGUGGCUGCAACAAUGACAUUCUUCGUCUUAACAUCGAUUUGAGCAAAAAAGUGAAUUGGCUUUGUACAACUCCAACUGAAUCUGAAAAUCUCGUUGUCUGUGACACAACUAAAGUGGUAAAGGUGUAUUCUGUUUCAUAGAUUAGAGAACAGAAUCAUCAAACCAUGGUCCCCUGGAGAACAAGCCCCAUAUCUGGCACCAAAGACAAUUAUUUCCUCACUUGUGUCAGGAAGCAACUUUCAGAAGUAUAACUGACCGACUAGGGGAGAGACUCCAUUUCAGGGCACACCACGAUUCAUGAUUGCUCGGAUUGUUGAACUAAUUUUAACCCUCAUUAGAAUGUAUAACCCCCAUUUCAGGGGAGAAACUCUUAGUAUGUAUAAUCUUAAUGGUUGAAUGGUUGUAUUUUGUUGCUAUAACUUUUUUUAGUGUAAUAGCUGUACUGUCCAUCAAGAGUGAGAACUGCAUAGAGGAUGUAAUUAUUCUAGAUGAUACAUUUUUACCAUAAUUAUGAUAUUUGGCAUUUGUAUUGAUAACUACUAGUUGGCUAA